Molecule: messenger RNA, 1245 nt
Organism: Orbicella faveolata
Lineage: Eukaryota; Metazoa; Cnidaria; Anthozoa; Scleractinia; Merulinidae
Product: progestin and adipoQ receptor family member 3-like
Cellular component (GO): membrane
Molecular function (GO): signaling receptor activity
Source: RefSeq, a predicted model, not a curated record
CAAUUCUCACAAUUUUCAGUUUAGUUAGCACUUACAGAGGAAUGUUGGUUAGAUGGAGUGGCUUCCCAGAUCAAAUCUAUCAUCAGGAGCAUAACCAAUAGCACCCCUGCUUGUUGAACAGUAGACUUAAAAAAAAGGGGAAAAAAUAUCCCAAAGGAUUGACCGAUGUUCGAUCGAAGUUUAUUAAUUGGAGAAAAUCUCAAGGCUCAAGUUUAUUAACGCGAUGUCAAGCUUCCAAAUAGACUUAAACGAGAGAGGAUUUACAACUGAUUCCAAAAGUUCUUUUCUUCUGGAAUCUAAAGUUGUAAAACUCUAUGAUUACCAUGAUGUUCCAUAUUUUCUUCGCGGGAACCCAUACAUCACUUCAGGGUAUCGAGCAUUUCUGUCCGUCAGAAUGUGCAUGAAAAGCCUCUUUGUGUUGUCCAAUGAAUCCAUCAACAUCUGGUCUCAUUUAGUUGGAUUUUUGUAUUUUUUUUACCUCCUUCUUGUUGACAACUUGGUCAGAAUUCCAGAUCACAAUGGCACUUUCUCUGAUCAUGCCGUACUGACUUCUCUACUCAUCGGUUACAUGAUUUCCAUGUUUUUUUCUGCCUUCUACCAUUUGUUUUGCUGUCACUCUGAGAAAAUGUUUCACCUUUGGCUGUCGCUGGAUCUGGCUGGUAUCUCACUUGGUGUAUGUGCUUGUUACAUUCCUGCAGUGUACUACGCAUUCUACUGUCAUGCAACCUGGAGAGGCUUCUAUCUGGGUGGCGUGAUUUUCCUAACUCUAGUUUCACUGGCACUUCAAUUUCAUCCUUCUUUCCUUACAUCACGCUGGGCUAUCAAAAGGCUUCUUCUGUUCAGUAGCUUGGUUGCAUAUGGUGUGGGUCCUUCACUUCACUGGGUGUUGCUGCUUGGUGGAUGGAGUGACUACACUGUGAGGCUAUUUAUACCAAAGGUGGCUGUGAUGUACUUGCUUGGAGUGUUGGCAUUAGGAUUUUAUGCAUUGAAAAUACCAGAACGUUAUUUCCCAGGUAAACUCAACUACAUAGGAUCUAGUCAUCAAUGGUGGCAUCUAUUUAUUUUAUUAGCUUUUUACUGGUGGCACAGAUCAAAUGUCAUCUACAUGAAGUAUAGACUGAAGUAUCAGUGUUCAACGCAUUAUGAACUUCCAUCUUCUGACGUGCCUUUUGAACUUUAAUAUUCCCAUAUAUUUUUGUAAUUAUAAACAUACUGAAAAAUAAACUAAUAUACUUUCAAUAAAAA